ACGGCGCAACGACCUCGUGACGUCACCGCAGCUGUUGUGGAGAAGGCGAUGAUGGCGGCCACGGGGUUCGCGGAGCCGGGGAGCGGCCGCACUGGCGCCUGUGGCUCGCUGCGGCCGCCUCACGGCGACAAACUGCGGCAGAUGAGCACCCAGGAGCUGCAGCAGCUGCUGGAGGAUGACGCCAAGCUGGAGAGCAUGGUGCGCGACAUGGAGGAGCUGGAAAACAUUCAGAUGGAGAAGGAGCUGUGCCUGGCCAGCAACCGCAGCCUGGCCGAGGAGAACCUGAAGCAGCAGCCGCAGCUGGAGGAGGGGCGACUGCUCCUGGCGCAGAAGUACCAGCAGCUUAAGACGCUACACGAAGCCUUCACGGAGAAGGCUGCCAGGAUCGAGAGCCGAGCGGACUCGCAGGGUGUGGAUACCCUGCUGGCACUGCUGCAGGCCGAGGGUGCCAAGAUCGAGGACGAAACAGAGAAAAUGGCCGAACACUUUAUGGAGGGGCAGCUGACGCUGGAGGAGUUUGUGGACGACUACCAGAACAAGCGGCGCUUGGCUCACAUGCGCCGUAUCAAGAUUGAGAAGCUGCAGGAGAUCAUCGCCAAGCAGCAGCAACAGCAGCCACAGGCGAACCAGCAGCAGCAGCAGCUGCAACAUAUACAGCAGCUGCAACAUAUGCAGCAGCAGCAGCAACGGCAUCACGCUGAGUGCGCACUGCCCGCAAGGCCCGCUCCACUGCCCCCCAUGCCCGGGAGGACAUCCAGCCCUGUGCACCCACAGCCCGGCCCCCAAAACUCAGCGCCCAACUCCAUGCACUACCCCUACUUCCAGGGCGCCUCCAUGCCAGCCCAGGCCCUCGACCCCAAUCGAGCGUUGCCGCCCCUCCAGCACCGGGGCCAGGGGCCCUCCAUGCCAGCCCCAUUCAGCUACCAGGGUCCGGGCUACGGAGCCCCCCAGCAGCCAGGGGGUUGGGGGCCCAUCCUGCACAGGGCUCCCAAUCCCCCUCCUCGGCCUGGGCAGUGGAACAUAGGUUCCCAGCCUCCUCCCCUGCCGCCCCGCUCUGGCCCGGCACAAAUUGGGUUCGUGAUGCCGCAGUAGUAGAGCCGACCAUCGACGCUGUAGCCCUUCGCUAUCACUAUCCCCUCACUCCUCUCAUUGCCACAUGAUGUAAUGUACAGAGAACGCUUUAUAUAUUUAAUUUUUAAACUUUACCAUAACUCCUGAAUACUUCAGAAUUGGGAUAUUCGGGCAAUAUCAGUUACUGUUUUUUUUAGCUGCGGGAGGAAAUCGCAGAACCCGAAGGAACCCAUGCAGAACAUGGGGAGAAAACAUACAAACUCCACAUAGGUGCCCAAGUCGGGAAUCGAACCCAAUAAAUUCUUGGUAUUAGGUAAGUGUUACCACUGCGCCACUACCCUGCCGCGCUGCAGACCCCUAACCCUUCAUCAUUGCAGCGUGAUUCCUCUCAGCGUGAUGCUGUGGAUCGUACAUUUGCAGAUUAACUGUCCUGACAAGAGCGUUUCUUGUUGGGCUUUGUGAGCGUCAGUGUCCAGGAGGAAGUCCCCAAGCUCCUUGAGCCCUGAUGUGGCACGAAGCACAACUGCGCCACAUGUGCCCUUGGAGAGUAAACCGUUUAUUUUGCUUAACCAGGUGAGAAUUCAAGAGACAAGGAUGAGUGUAAUUUCAAGAGUGACCGUGGGUCACCAAAAUCACAAUAAAGACAGCAAUGAAGCAAAUAGAAAUCAGUGCCAAAACAACCAAACACAAGUUGGUGUAAAACAACCAACAUACAUUUGUGUAAAACAACCAACAUAAGUUGGUGUAAAACAACUGCGUUUAAAACUGCAAAAACGUGAAUCUAUAUUUAAUUAAAUACAUUUCCUGUAGCGAAAUUUGGCUCGGAACAAUUUAGUUUGAAGAAGCUCACGUUGAAUAGUGCUGGUGUAUAUCCCCCCACGUGCAGGAACAUCCUGCGUUUGCGCUCACGGGACUCGUUGCAAGGAGUGGUCUCGGAUCGGUUGGGUUCUCUGCUGCCGGACAGGCCCGCUGGUAGUCUUGGCAGGUGGUUGUUGCUCAGACACGAGGAGUUGUGUACCGGGUGGUGGGUAGUGCGGAUGGGACUCGGCGCGGGGUGGCCGUUGUGCAUGUUGGGAGUUGCACCGCUCAUAUUUGGCAAACGGUCGUCUCCCGGGCGAUGUAAAGUGAUCUUCUGUUGAACUUGUAUCAAUAAGUCUGUUUUGCGUGCCGUGAACAUUUUACUUUGUAAUAAAUGCUAUAGUGUAGGGUUUAGUGCAUUUUCUUCCUAUCAUAUGUAUGUUUAAUCUGUAUACACAAUGGAAAUGGAAUGGAAUGAGAAAUGUAAUCGUGCAUUGGAAGCCACUGCACGAGUCUGCGAUGAUGUUAACAGAACUGGCAGCAGCGAGGAGGAGGAGGCCGCGGUGGGAACCCCCCCACGGUGUCGCCAGGCCAGACAGCAGCAGCAGCUGUCUGCUCGAUUCAAGAAACGUGUCAACUUGAAUCGAUUACAACUUUGACAGUGCUGAGUUGGGCCUGGGUGCAGCGGCAGAGCGAGCCAAUUGCAAUUGGAAGGUUGCGAGUUCAAAUCCUGGUUAUUGUAUGUACUGUAUGUUGAACUUCUUUCGCACCAUAUGUAGACAAGUGCUCAUUGGAUGUGCGAGGGAAGGACAACACACAAGACAAAAAUAAGUUCUAAAGAAAUUGGUAUUCAAUCUAGAUUUAAAAGUGCAUAAUCUAGUGGCUUCCUAAUAUUGCAAUGAAGAGCGUUCCAGACGGCUGCAGAACCGCAUCUGAAAGCACGUGAUGCAGUGACCGUCUUUGUUCGAUGGUCAUCCAAAAGCUGCUGCGAGAAUGACUGGAGUUGGUGUGAUGGUUUAUCGUCCUUGACGAGGUCAGCAAGUUGUGGGCGGUUGACUCAGCCCAUCAUCCUAGAGUCGGUAAAGUGAACACCACUUCCUGCGUUUAAAAAUAAAACCGUAGCACUUGCAUUUAUUUUCAGUUAGGGUUUUCUCACCAUAUAAACUAAACUAUUACGUAACACAAUUCUGUUUUAUGUACCGAAUCUGCCUUCAAAUCGGUGGUUGAAAUAAACACGUCGAGCUUGUAGGUGUGGUGGGGGUACCAAAGCGCGCCGCGUCCCGACUCCGCGGCCUGUGCGCGCGUCCUUUGCGACACUUGGGCUGCGGGUUCGGGUCUCCACCUUUUCCACCACAGACUAAAUCUGAACACUUUUCUCAGUCAGCCUCGGUCUGUCUACACAGCAGUAUAUCUGAUGAGAGAGUUCAACAGGGGCUCGUGGCAACCCAAGUGGUUGCACGGGGCCAUUGGGGGCCAUUCAGAAACUACGAGAACUUUGUUGGUCCCGAGUGGCCGCCUCGCUCCACCGAGCGGGGCCGAGUUCAUUUCUGAGCUUGUUGCUUCUGGACGAGAUGUCGCAAGAGAAUCCCCAAUCCUGUGUUGGCUUUUGUUUUGGUAAAACUGGAAAAUGCCGUGAUAUUUCAAAAUCAUGAUGUCUUUGUAUAUAUCGUAUCAUGUUUCUAUUUACAAUUAAACAUCGGUGAUCUGGG
Messenger RNA from Lethenteron reissneri (Far Eastern brook lamprey), 3578 nucleotides. RefSeq names its product vacuolar protein sorting-associated protein 37B-like. The record is from RefSeq and is a predicted model, not a curated record. Gene Ontology annotation, biological process: negative regulation of protein adenylylation; protein targeting to vacuole; protein targeting to membrane. Gene Ontology annotation, cellular component: ESCRT I complex. Lineage: Eukaryota; Metazoa; Chordata; Hyperoartia; Petromyzontiformes; Petromyzontidae.